Molecule: messenger RNA, 2009 nt
Organism: Schistosoma mattheei
Lineage: Eukaryota; Metazoa; Platyhelminthes; Trematoda; Strigeidida; Schistosomatidae
Source: the annotation of a GenBank genome assembly
GUUUGAAGUAUGAUAGGCGCAUUUAGUAAAGCGUGCGUUUCAUCAUGCUCGUGAUGUGUUAGUCAAGGGUUGAACCCAUAGUAUAUUAUGAUCUAAUGAGGAUUUGGCAAUACUGUAUGUUGUUAUGUCAACCAAUCAACUUUCAAUUAGUUGAAAAACGUGCUGAAAAAUCUUAUAAAUCAAACCGAUAUUAGUCAUAUAAAAUUCAAGCAGACCAUCCUUUAUACCUGUCAAAUACUGAAGUCUUCUGUCCUUUUUUCAAAGUCAUAUGGUUUAUCGCUCUAACAAUCAUUUCAGUAUAUUAACGAGCACUUUAAGCUGCGCAAAAGCUCACUGUUUAAUAUUAGUAUUAUUUCUCCUGACCUGUUUUAAACAUCUAUUCGAAUCCAGUCUAUUUCUAGUGUAGUUGUCCAAUGACAUGUUUGUAAUUUGAUUGAGGCAAAUGAUUUACCAAUUUUAAUAGUUGGUCAUCAGUAAAUUUUAAAUUAGUCACUGCUUAAUUUUUUCUGCAAUAAAUUCUUAAUGUAUACUCUGAUUGUAUUAUUUUAUUUAUAUUUACUUGAAGGUAUACCAUAUGGUGUUCAGUCACGAUUUCUACCUCUUAUAUUUCGCAAUAAAGGUCUCUCACUUACUUCAUUAGGUCUACAUAAACUUCUUCAUAUUCCUUGGCUACUUAAAAGCUUUUAUGCUCCGGUAAUUGAGAGACAUGUGAACAAAAGAGUGUGGUUAUUUAUCACUUUCAGUGGUUUGUUUUUUUGCACAGUCUUAUUAUUUCACGAAUGUAAACAAUUGGUCAGUGGAAACAAUUAUUUCAUGUUCACUAUUUCUUCUUGCCUUUUUAUGUAUAAUUUUUGGGCAGCUUCACAAGACAUUACUGUUGAUUCACUGACCUUGUCCACCUUAACAUCAAGUCAAAUCUCUUUAGGGAAUACUAUACAAGUUGUUGGCUACAAAUGUGGAGCUAUUAUUGGCGGUGGAUUUCUUGCUUGGUUGUCAGCUUUUGUAGAAAUCAGUUAUCUUUUCAUAUCACUUAGUUGCUUAUAUGCUAGUGGGAUGUGCUUUUGUUUGAUCGGAAAGUAUUGGAAAUUUUGUAAUGUAAAACAAACGUAUAUUCAAGUACAUGAGAAUGAGAAUUCAGACGAUGAACAAAAUUUAACUAUUGUGUCAAAACAAUAUUCGUACACAAAAGCCUUUAAAAUUGCCCUGGGUCAUUCGGGUGGUUCACGUUGUCUUAUUGUUCUUCUACUGAUUUAUAAACUUGGAGAGCAAGGAUCUAUGAAUAUGCUACCUUUGAUGCUUUUAGAUAGAGGAUUUUCUCUAUCUAAAGUUGGAUUUUGGACAGGUGUUGUUGGACAGUUGGCAUCUAUAAUUGGGUCUACAUCUGGAUACUAUAUCCAGAAAAAGCUCAGAUCUCCACUAACUUCAGUUCUAAGCCUGAUGAUAAUUCGGGCUUGUUUACAAUUCCCUCUAACAAUGAUUGCUUUCAAAUCUAUUUGGAUAAGUGCACCUAACGUUUCUUUCUGGAUAGGUUGUUCAUUAAUGAAUAUUUUACUAGUUGUGAGUGGAGGGAUUACAACAAUUAUGUUCACGUUGAUGAUGCAUUGUACAUGUUCUGAAUCAUCUAAAGCCUAUCAAGCAACUCAUUAUUCUAUAUUAAGUACAGCAGAAUUAUUGGGAAAACUUUUAUUUGGUACAAUAGCCGCAUAUUUUACAGAUGUAUUCGGAUAUGGAGUUGCUAUUUGUGUUUUUUAAUUUUAUCUUUACUUCCAAUUCUAUAUGUUUACAAAUGUUCUGGGAAAUUUCGAUUUUUUCCCUAAAUGAUUAUUUAACUAGCUUGAACCAGAUUACCAGGCGUAACGUUGGAUCUACUUCAAAUUCUUUCACUGAAAUUUUACAAAUACAACAUUCUUCCUCUUUAAUGUCAUUAAUCUAUUUUAUAAUCUAUGCGAUAUAUGUAUUCGUUUGUACUUGGUUGUUGAUUUCUCAUUAAUAAAGUAUAAGUUUAAGCG